Messenger RNA from Soboliphyme baturini, 960 nucleotides. The record is from the annotation of a GenBank genome assembly. NCBI's taxonomy places the organism in Eukaryota, Metazoa, Nematoda, Enoplea, Dioctophymatida, Soboliphymatidae.
AUGUUCAGAAACGCCUUGCGAGCUCGAACUGUCGUUCCCAGGCGCGGCGGUGGAUUUGUAGCAGAAGCCGAGUUACGGCAUUCAUAUGAUGUUACAUUUGCGUGGCUCCUGAAAGCGAACGAGUUGCAACGCACGGUGUUUAUGCAUUACGUAAAUCUGGUCGACAAGAGAUCUACGAAAGUAGGUCGAGCAUUCGCGAAGUGCAUUCGGCGUCACAGUGAAAACAUGCCGAAUUUGGUGCUGAUGGACGUUUUGACUAAAACGUCGUACCGUCCUGAAGGCGAAGCUUCUGCAAGCAUGCAGCGUGAUCUGCAAAGGUACGAAACAAUUUUGGGCACUUUGCUGCAGCUGCUUUACGGUGGCCCUGAACUGGUGAAAUCGAUGGAUUCCCAGACGUACAUCCGCACGAUGUUAAAGAGUGUUCCCAUUACGAGUGUUCACUUCAAAACCUUCAUGGUCGCUGACCUGCUUGAUUAUCUGGUUCUGCUUAAGGACAAGAAAGGAAUUUUUCUCGAAGCUCUGACGUUGUCUCUGUACGACGAGUGUGUGCGUCGCGUGUUUACGCUCGGUACGGUUGAAUCGCUGAGACUGUUUGACGCUAUCGUUAGACUUGUCAAGCCGACAGAGUUUGCAGACGUGUUUCUGGAAAUGAUUCGAACUGGCGUUUGUCAGCGCAUGAGGCACUAUCACCUUCCAAUCGUUGCCUACCUCCUAUCGUUCACUAGCGACCGCAUUGAACAUCAAGUAUUGGCUGAUAUCGAUUCGAUUUUCAUGAAGAAGCCUUACCGUUUCCAGCCGGAUGAUCUGGUUUUGAUAUGUUACCUGUUCAUAUGCAUGAAUUACGGUGGAUCUGCAAAGAUGCGUUUCUACGUUUCUCGCAUCAUAAGCCUGAGUACCAUCCAACUGAGCCCAUUUUCACGAAGCGUCAUGCAAAUGUACUUGAAGUCGAGUGAAAGCUGA